Messenger RNA from Amorphotheca resinae ATCC 22711, 1563 nucleotides. RefSeq lists its product as hypothetical. Gene Ontology annotation, cellular component: alpha DNA polymerase:primase complex. Lineage: Eukaryota; Fungi; Ascomycota; Leotiomycetes; Helotiales; Amorphothecaceae. The record is from RefSeq and is a predicted model, not a curated record. The transcript has 4 exons. Gene Ontology annotation, biological process: DNA replication, synthesis of primer. Bases 1 to 1563 code for a protein of 520 amino acids.
AUGACUGCCGAAGCGGAAACACACGAUGGGGAAGAUCUGACAGCCGCAGACACCGUAACUGGAGAACCCGAGACAAAUCAUGGAAUCAGCCAGGAUGACGACGCUGCCGAUCAGGAUAUGACUAUGGCCAAUGUAGGAAUUGAGGGAGAUAAUGUGCCGGAUAUAAAGACAGAAAGCAAAUCGGAGGUCAAGCUAGAGGACCUUUUUGCUGACAUCGACUCCGACGAGGAGUUCGGAAGCGCGAAGGUUAAGAGUCAAGAUAUCAAGCCUUCGAGCUCUCCAGAAGCACCAUCUUCUCCAGUACAUGUUGGGCCUUCAUCUCGAGCCUCAGAUCCGGAAGUGAUGCGAUCAUUCUACCAGCGAUUAUUUCCAUGGCGCUACCUUUUUCAAUGGCUAAACCACUCUCCAACCCCCACCACGGAUUUUGGACAUCGCGAAUUUGCUUUCACUUUACAAAAUGAUGCGUACCUCCGAUACCAGUCAUUCCCAACUUCUGACCUUCUCCGCAAAGAUAUUUUACGGCUUAUGCCCUCGAGAUUCGAAAUUGGCCCCGUCUAUAGCACCAAUCCACGUGAUCGAAAAACCCUUCGCAAAUCCUCCGCUUUCAAGCCAAUUGCUAAAGAGCUGUGUUUCGAUAUCGAUUUGACAGAUUACGACGACAUCCGAACAUGUUGUGAUAAAGCCAAUAUCUGUAAUAAAUGUUGGCAGUUCAUCACCAUGGCUAUCAAAGUUGUCGAUGUAGCUCUACGAGAGGAUUUCGGCUUCAAGCAUAUAAUGUGGGUAUACUCUGGAAGAAGAGGAGCUCACGCCUGGGUUUGUGACAAGAAAGCCCGGCACAUGGAUGAUCAAAAGAGACGAGCAAUUGCAGGAUAUUUAGAGGUCAUUAAGGGAGGAGCGCAGAGUGGAAAGAAAGUCAACGUCAAGAGACCACUGCAUCCACAUGUUGCACGGAGUCUCGAAAUCCUGAAAUCCCAUUUUCAGUCGGACAUCCUCGAAGACCAAGAUCCGUGGGAGACAGACGAGAAAUUCGAUCGUCUUCUUCAGCUUCUUCCAGACAAAACAUUAAAUGACGCAUUAAGGAAAAAAUGGAGUUCUGCCCCAGGUCGAGCUUCUACAGCGAAAUGGGCAGAUAUUGAUGCCCUCGCAAAGACUACACAGGGGCUCAACGCAACGGCAUUACGUGAGGCAAAACAAGAUGUCGUACUCGAGUAUACUUACCCACGACUUGAUAUUGAAGUUAGCAAGCACCUCAACCAUUUGCUUAAGAGUCCAUUCGUUGUCCAUCCCGGGACAGGCAGAGUCUGUGUCCCGAUCAACACAAAACACCUCGAGGAUUUUGACCCAUUAGGCGUCCCAACUGUUACAGAGCUUCUUGGCGAGAUUGAUGAGUGGACAGCGCCUGAAGAGGGUGAGAAGGAAGGGAAGAGCAUUGCGGAUUGGGAGAAGACAAGUCUAAAGCCUUAUGUGGAGUAUUUCAGGUCAUUCGUGGUAUCACUGAUGAGGGAUGAAAACGAUGUCAAGGUGAAGCGGGAACGGGAGGAGACAGAUUCUAUGGAGUUCUGA